AUGGUGAAAUUAGUCCUUGGGGAUUCCAGUGAAGCAAAGAUGCAACGAAUAUCUCUUUCUAAUAAUACUAUUCAGCGUAUAACAGAUAUGUCCGAAGACGUCAAAGAGCAGAUUCUGAAUGAAAUCAAGGCUUCACCAUUGUUUUCUUUCCAAGUUGAUGAAUCAACAGAUAUCAGCUCGUGUGCUCAGUUGCUUGUCUUCGUGAAAUAUAUUCAUUCAGAUGAUAUUAAAGAAGAGUUCCUAUUUUGUAGUGGACUUGAAAGUACAACAAAAAGUGAAGACAUUAUGGAGAAGAUUAAUGCGUUUUUUGAGACUGGAGGAUUAAAGUGGGAAAAUGUCUGUGGAGUUUGUACGGAUGGCGCACCAUCUAUGCUUGGGUCAAAAUCAGGCUUUCAGAAAAAAGUAAAAGAACUAGCUCCUCAAGCAAAGGGAAUCCACUGCAUGAUUCACCGGUAUGCCCGUGCCAGUAAGACUCUUCCAAUUCCUUUGCAAGCGGUUCUUGAUUCAGUUAUAAAAAUCGUAAAUUACAUAAAAUCUGGAGCUUUUAAUACGCGUCUGUUUAAAGAACUGUGCAAAGACAUGGAUUCUAAUCACGAGGUUCUGUUUUUCUACACUGCAGUACGCUGGUUAUCAAAAGGGAAUGUUGUGAAUCGUUUCUUUGAAUUGAAAGAUGAAAUUAAAUUGUUCCUAGAUGUACAAGAGAAACAUGAUCUUUUGGUAUACUUUAACGACAAAGCUUGGUUGGAAAGAGUAGCAUAUUUAGCAGAUAUAUUAGAACAGCAAAAUAAGCUUAACCUGAAACUGCAGGGAAAGGAAACAAAUAUUAUCGUAUUUCACGAAAAUCUCUGUGCAUUUUUAUCCAAGCUGCAAAACUGGCGAAGGAAAGUAAAUAUUGGAAAUAUUGCCAUGUUUGAGAAACUCUGCAGUGUGGUAGAUGAAUCUGGAGGUGAAAUAAAUAAAAAAUUGAAGGAGGAGAUUGUCGGGCAUCUCGAAUCGCUUGAGAAGGAACUGGAGCGUUACUUCCCUAAGCUGAAGGAAGAAGAAACUACAUUUACACGUAAUCCGUUUUCUGCAUCUCUUGAUAUAACAAACAUUCCUAAUGAAUUACAAGAUGAAUUCAUAGAUUUACGGAAUGAUUCCUCGGCACGUAACUUGUUUAAUGAAAAAUUGCUCACACAAUUCUGGUGUAGUAUGUAUCAUUCAUACCCGAAUGUGACAAUGCUUGCCUUUCGAAUUUUAAUUCCAUUUGUAUCGACAUAUCUCUGCGAGAGUGGAUUUUCCACUCUUCUUUGGUUAAAAACGAAAGAAAGAAAUCAACUAAAUGUUGAGAACGAUAUGAGAUUGGCGUUAACGAAUACUCAGCCACGAAUUUCGAGAUUGGUUGAUAAGUUGCAAUUUCAACCAUCACAUUAA
Polypterus senegalus (gray bichir) is the source of this 1413-nucleotide messenger RNA. Its product is annotated as zinc finger BED domain-containing protein 5-like. The record is from RefSeq and is a predicted model, not a curated record. The coding region runs from base 1 to 1413 and encodes 470 amino acids. NCBI's taxonomy places the organism in Eukaryota, Metazoa, Chordata, Cladistia, Polypteriformes, Polypteridae. Gene Ontology annotation, molecular function: protein dimerization activity. The transcript has a single exon.